CGACCUGUGUGCGCGCGCAGCCGGCGACCUAACGGAGAGGCCGUUAGCACGAUGAAUAGUUUACAGAGAGCAGCUUAAAGUUUGUCCAGAAGUCUCCAGAAUGGAGCUUAACAACAGUGAAGGUGGAUCUUUUGAAUCGGAGAUGCAGACUGACAGUGAUAUGUUCAGCUGUGUGUCUAUGAAGAGUGACCGAUCCAUUGGAAACCCUCCCAAUUUCAGUGGAGAGAGAGGAGAACCCAGCUGUGUGUCUAUGAAGAGUGACCGGUCCAUUGGAAACCCUCCAAACUUCAGUGGAGAGAGAGGAGAACCCAGCUGUGUGUCUAUGAAGAGUGACCAGUCCAUUGGAAACCCUCCAAACUUCAGUGGAGAGAGAGGAGAACCCAGCUGUGUGUCUAUGAAUAGUGACCGGUCCAUUGGGAACCCUCCAAAUUUCAGUGGAGAGAGAGGAGAACCCAGCUGUGUGUCUAUGAAGAGUGACCGGUCCAUUGGGAACCCUCCAAAUUUCAGUGGAGAGAGAGGAGAACCCAGCUGUGUGUCUAUGAAGAGUGACCGGUCCAUUGGAAACCCUCCAAAUUUCAGUGGAGAGAGAGGAGAACCCAGCUGUGUGUCUAUGAAGAGUGACCGGUCCAUUGGAAACCCUCCAAACUUCAGUGGAGAGAGAGGAGAACCCAGCUGUGUGUCUAUGAAGAGUGACCGGUCCAUUGGGAACCCUCCAAAUUUCAGUGGAGAGAGAGGAGAACCCAGCUGUGUGUCUAUGAAGAGUGACCGGUCCAUUGGGAACCCUCCAAACUUCAGUGGAAAGAGAGGAGAACCCAGCUGUGUGUCUAUGAAGAGUGACCGGUCCAUUGGGAACCCUCCAAAUUUCAGUGGAAAGAGAGGAGAACCCAGCUGUGUGUCUAUGAAGAGUGACCGGUCCAUUGGGAACCCUCCAAACUUCAGUGGAGAGAGAGGAGAACCCAGCUGUGUGUCUAUGAAGAGUGACCGGUCCAUUGGGAACCCUCCAAACUUCAGUGGAGAGAGAGGAGAACCCAGCUGUGUGUCUAUGAAGAGUGACCGGUCCAUUGGGAACCCUCCAAAUUUCAGUGGAGAGAGAGGAGAACCCAGCUGUGUGUCUAUGAAGAGUGACCGGUCCAUUGGGAACCCUCCAAAUUUCAGUGGAGAGAGAGGAGAACCCAGCUGUGUGUCUAUGAAGAGUGACCGGUCCAUUGGAAACCCUCCAAAUUUCAGUGGAGAGAGAGGAGAACCCAGCUGUGUGUCUAUGAAGAGUGACCGGUCCAUUGGGAACUCUCCAAAUUUCAGUGGAGAGAGAGGAGAACCCAGCUGUGUGUCUAUGAAGAGUGACCGGUCCAUUGGAAACCCUCCAAAUUUCAGUGGAGAGAGAGGAGAACCCAGCUGUGUGUCUAUGAAGAGUGACCGGUCCAUUGGAAACCCUCCAAACUUCAGUGGAGAGAGAGGAGAACCCAGCUGUGUGUCCAUGAAGAGUGACCGGUCCAUUGGGAACCCUCCAAACUUCAGUGGAAAGAGAGGAGAACCCAGCUGUGUGUCCAUGAAGAGUGACCGGUCCAUUGGGAACCCUCCAAAUUUCAGUGGAGAGAGAGGAGAACCCAGCUGUGUGUCUAUGAAGAGUGACCGGUCCAUUGGGAACCCUCCAAAUUUUAGCAGGGAAGCUGUUUCUUCUGAACCAGGGCAGAAGGUUGAAGAUGAGCAGCAGGAUUACUACCAACCAGUGGGUAAUGUUCUAAACAGAUUCUCAGAAAGACACAAAAAAAGCAUGAAGAACAAGUACGAGAACCUGUUUGAGGGACUUAAAAACCAAGAAAAUAAGACUCUCCUACACAAGAUUUACACACAGCUCUACAUCAUAGAGGGAGAGAGUGAACAAGUAAAUGAAGAACAUGAGGUUUUGGAGAUGGAGAAAUCACCAAGAAAACACCUACAAGACACCCCAAUUCAUUACUUGGAUAUAUUUAAACCUCUGCAAGGUCCAAAAAGAGAAACAGAAGAACAAAUUACUGGUGCUAAAAGUCUCACACAUGAAGCCCAACAAGAAAGACCAGUAGAGGGAGGAUCAAACAUUCUGAAGAUCAGAAGUGUGCUGACUAAAGGCAUUGCUGGCAUUGGAAAAACUGUCUCUGUACAGAAGUUCAUUCUGGACUGGGCUGAGGGAAGAGCCAAUCAGGAUGUAGAUUUGAUGUUUAUGCUGCCGUUUCGGGAGCUGAACUUGAUUAAAGAUGAUCAGUACAGCCUUCAUGGGCUUCUCUGUGCGUUCCAUCCUGAACUUAAAGAUCUGGACCCAAAGAUCUAUGAGGCGUGCAAAGCUGUGUUCAUAUUCGAUGGCCUGGAUGAAAGCAGAAUUUCACUGAACUUCUCAGACUGUGAGAAAGUGUCUGACAUAACCAUGACAUCAUCCGUGGCUGUGUUGAUGACAAAUCUCAUCCAAGGAGUCCUACUUCCUUCUGCUCAAACCUGGAUUACCUCCAGACCAGCAGCAGCCAGUAAAAUACCUCCUCAGUACAUUAGUCGUGUGACAGAAAUCCAGGGAUUCAACGACCCCCAGAAGGAGGAGUAUUUUAGAAAGAGAAUCAGUGACCAAGAAGAAGCCAAGAAAAUCAUCUCACACAUUAAGACAGUAAGGAGCCUCCACAUCAUGUGCCACAUUCCCGUCUUCUGCUGGAUCUCAGCCACAGUGCUUCAGCAAAUGAUCAGACAGUGUAACACAGAAAUUCCUAAAACUCUGACCGAAAUGUACCUACACUUCCUGCUCACUCAGAUCAGCAUGAAGAAUGUCAAGUAUGAGGAGGAACAUGAGAGAGACCCAAAGGAACUGCUGGAGUCCAACAGACCCAUGCUUCUGAAACUGGCUGAACUGGCCUUUAAGCAGCUAAUAGAUGGCAAUUUGAUGUUCUAUGAAGAAGACCUUCAACAGUGCGACAUUGACAUAACCAAUGCCUCGGUGUAUUCUGGGGUUGUAACUGAGAUCUUUAGGGAGGAAUGUGUACUUGGCCAGAAGAAGGUAUACUGCUUUGUUCAUCUGAGCUUUCAGGAGUUCCUGGCUGCUGUCUAUGUAAUUUACUGCUAUGAGAGCAAGAACAUGGAGGUGUUGCAGCUUUUAAAUCCUGAGUCUAGAAAGUGGUCUGACACUAUUUCCCUGGAUCAGCUGCUGAAGGGAGCGGUGACCAAAGCCUUAAAGUGUGAAAAUGGACGUCUGGAUCUUUUCCUCCGUUUCCUGUUGGGUAUCUCACUGGAGACCAAUCAGAGACUUCUACAGGGUCUACUAACCCACAGACAGAGAAGCACACAGAGAACCACAGAGUACAUCAAGAAACUAAUCAAAGGAGAUGAAAAUGAUCGAUCUUAUAUCAUAAUGGACCGAUCUCUUUGUACAGAGAGAUCCAGCAGUCUUUUGUUCUGUCUGUCUGAAAUGAAUGAUCAGUCUCUCUCCAUAGAGCUUCAGGAUUAUCUAAAAUCUCAGGACUAUCCAUAUAGAAAGCUCUCUCCUGGACAGUGUUCAGCACUGGCAUACAUGCUUCUGAUGUCAGAAGAGGUUGUGGAUGAGUUGCACCCAAAGAAAUACUACACAUCUGCGGAGGGUUAUAGGAGGUUUAUCUUGGCUGUGUCUUCCUGCAGAAAGGCUAUACUCUCUGGCUGUAAUCUCACUAAAGACUCCUGCGAGAAACUAUCAUCAGUCCUCCAAUCGUCAGACUCAUGUCUGAAACAGCUGGACAUCAGUUACAAUGACCUGCAGGAUUCAGGAGUGGAGCUCCUUUCUCUGGGACUGAAGAGUUCACAGUGUAACCUGGAGAUGCUCAGUUUAGCCUGCUGUAAUCUCACCGAAGACUCAUGUAAGAACCUGUCCUCAGCUCUACAGUCAGUAAACUCCUGUCUGAAGGAGCUGGACCUCAGUAACAAUGAGCUGCAGGAUUCAGGAGUAAUGCUGCUCUCUGCUGGACUGGAGAGUUCGCAUUGUAAACUGGAGAUACUGAGACUAGCUUUCUGUAGUCUAGGGGGGAAAACCUGUGAAAUUCUGGGAUCAGUCCUACAGUCAGAAAAAAACAGUUUGAAAGAGCUGGAUCUCAGUAACAAUGACCUGUAUGAUUCAGGAGUGAGGCUGCUCUCUGCUGGACUGGAGAGUUCACUCUGUAAACUGGAGAUACUCAGGUUGUCUGGUUGUAUGGUUGUUGGUGAAAGCUGCUCUCUGGCUUCAGCUCUGAAAUCAAACCCUUCCCACCUGAGAGAACUGGAUCUGACGUAUAAUGCGCUAGAAGAAUCCAUAGUGGAGAUUCUCUCUCAUUUGGUAGAGAAUCCAAACAGCAACCUAGAAAAACUGCAGGUGGAGCAUGGAGACAAGAUCAGGAUGAAACCAGGACUUAAGAAAUACACCUGUAAUCUCACUCUGGACCCAAACACAGUGAACAGCUUUCUGUCUCUCUCUGAGGAGAACAGAAAAGUGACUAGUGUGAAGAAACCUCAGCGGCAUCCAGAUCACCCGGACAGGUUUGAGAACUGUCCACAGGUUCUGUGUAAACAGCCUCUGACUGGACGCUGUUACUGGGAGGCUGAGCAAAGUGGAGAUGUUCAAGUAGCUGUGUCAUACAGUGGGAACGAACGAAGCGGUCCCCGAGAGUUCUGCAUGUUUGGAUUUACUAAUCAGUCUUGGAGUCUGGUGGUCCAUAACAAUGAAUCCUAUAUCAGACACGGUAUGAAUAACACUGAGAUACCUGCUCGUCCCUCAAGCAGAGUAGGAGUGUAUCUGGACUGGCCAGCCGGCACUCUGUCCUUCUACAACAUCUCACCCAACACACACACAUUAACUCACUUCUACACCCUCCACACCACUUUCACUGAGCCCCUCUAUGCUGGGUUCUGGCUUGAUGAUAAAUCCUCUGUAAGAGUGGGUGAGAUAGAAUAACGUAUUACACUGAGCUUUGGACUGGAGAUAACUCCUCAGAGAGGGUGAGGAGAUACUGAUCAGCAGUGGUGCUACAAAAGCGCAGCCAGUUUUUCUUUAUCAGAAGAGUAAACAGAAUAAAACAGUCUGUAUGUAGUGGCCUUUGUGUUGAGGGUUGGGGAGUAACUGAGUACAAGUAAUAAGAAUCUGUAUUCCGAACCCUGAAUUUAAGUGUCUGUAUACAGUCGUAGUUACAUGUAAUUCUAACAGUAUUAAGAACACAUUUAUAGCAGAAUUAUUUUAUAUAUUAUUUUAUAAUACACUACAGUAAAUAAAACAUUUAGGAUAAACCUCAUCAGUACUUAUUAUAUUAAUUUAAAAUGUCUGUAGCUAACAGUCUCUGUUACAACACUGUACUGAAUCUGAUCAAUAUAGUUAUUAUCUUCUUUACUAUUGUUAACCACUGACCCUCUUCCCAGCUCUGUUAAUCUUGCAUGUUAUCUUUUCAUGAUGCAUCAGCACUAUAUUAAAUGUAUUGAAACAGAACAAUGAAAUAAAAUUACUUUGGUAACUGAA
Messenger RNA from Astyanax mexicanus (Mexican tetra), 5464 nucleotides. RefSeq names its product NACHT, LRR and PYD domains-containing protein 3-like. The transcript is spliced from 10 exons. Bases 101 to 4909 code for a protein of 1602 amino acids. The record is from RefSeq and is a predicted model, not a curated record. Gene Ontology annotation, molecular function: protein binding. NCBI's taxonomy places the organism in Eukaryota, Metazoa, Chordata, Actinopteri, Characiformes, Acestrorhamphidae.